AAAGGAGACUAUGAGUGCAAUAUCUGUAAACUGAGACUGGAAACCGCUGACGAAUUGGCCUACCAUCAGGCGAAUCAUCGUAAAAGAUUCAAAUGUACGAUUUGCAACAUUAUGCGUGCGAACCGCAGCACAGUGCGCGAUCACUAUACCUCGCAUCACUGUAAUGGAGCGUAUCAGUACUUCUGUCCACAGUGCGCCAAGUGCUUUAAACGCCAAGCAUCUCUACGGAAACACAUACUUCACGUACAUAACAAGAAACGUGUUAUGUGCGACUAUUGCAAUAAGAGUUAUUCCGGUACACACGGACUCAAGAACCAUUUGAUAUUGAGACAUCCAACCGAAGUAUCAGCGACAAAAAGACCCAAGAACUUCAUCUGCAAAGAAUGCGGAAUGGCUUUCCUAUCUCCUUCCCAUCUGAGGAUACACAGUGUGAAACAUUCUAGCGCGAGGAAUUUUUACUGCGUCGAGUGCGAUAAGAGUUUCAAGACGUCCGUUGCAUUGAAGCAGCAUUUGAAGAUAGCUGUGCCUCACGUCAAUUAUUUAGAAUUACCUAUACAAUGUGAUCAAUGCGAGAAAAGGUUCAGCUGCCGACGAGGCCUGGACUCUCACGCCAAUCGGGUCCAUUUCAACAUAAAGCCAUUCCAAUGUGACCAAUGUGACAAGGCGUACACUCGAUUGGAUUCGUUGACUAUGCAUAAGAAGAAGAUUCAUGAAGGAUAUACCCUGCCACGCAAGUUCCCCUGCCCAAUGUGCGAUAAGAUCUUUGAUCGAAACGCCAUACUUAAAAGCCACAUCAGAACACACACGGGCGAGCGGCCAUAUCAAUGCAGUAAAUGCCCAGCGACGUUCAGCCAAGCAGGCAUUUUAGGCACUCAUAUGAAACUCAUACAUCUCAAGCUUACGAGGGACGGUCGACCCCGGGCUUCGAAUAGCACUAUUAAUGUUGAAUAG
Molecule: messenger RNA, 951 nt
Organism: Hyposmocoma kahamanoa
Lineage: Eukaryota; Metazoa; Arthropoda; Insecta; Lepidoptera; Cosmopterigidae
Product: zinc finger protein 77-like
Exons: 8
Coding region: 112-951 (279 amino acids)
Biological process (GO): negative regulation of DNA-templated transcription
Cellular component (GO): nucleus
Molecular function (GO): RNA polymerase II transcription regulatory region sequence-specific DNA binding; DNA-binding transcription factor activity
Source: RefSeq, a predicted model, not a curated record